AUGGCCGCCACGCCACAGCACACAUGCGACGGCUUCAACCCAUUCCACCACGAGCGGGGAACGCCCAACUCCUCUCGCCUUUGGGAAAAUAGGGAUGCAACUCAUGAGCCGUCACAGUGGCUGAAAAGACGUUCGGAUAGUAUGGCGGGCAGGACGGUCAGCGACGGUGACGUGCGUUUCGGCGUGACCGGGGUUCUCGUCGGCCCCAGUUCUAGAUAUCUGCUCGAGUCAACGGUCCGAAGUGGUCGCUAUCGACUGUUUGGGAUGGAUUGGUUGUACCCCAAACAAUACCACAUACCACCAUCAUGGGCUUACGCCUUUAGGAUACCAUCCUGUGCUGAGAAAGGCAAGUCCGGGCCUAGUCGAGGUCCUCAUUGCGCUCACUAUAAGUACUCCGAACCUCCCGCUGAUUAUCGCCAGGACACUCCCCAGCACAUUAUACAUCCCCAGGACGACAUGCCCGACGAAUCUCCCCUCUCAUCGCUUGUGUCUAUCUUGUCCUCUAAUGUCAAGGUUUUGGAAGCCGCUUACGCUAAGCAGAACAAGUCGUACCCGUCGCUCGACGCGGACUUCGUAUCCGACCCCCUAGACGCGGACCCAGAACUCGGUAUGGCGAAGCGCCUCGUCGUCGCUGCAGCCGCCCAGAUCAUCGCCACCGUCCGUUCCCCUAUGGAGACCGUGCAAGAGUAUGGGACGUCAUCAUACGCCGUUGCGUCUCUAGGUCUGGCCGUCAAUAUCAACGUCGCAGACAUACUGAAGGAUUCGGGCGAAAAGGGAAUGCACGUUAAAGAGGUGGCUUCACGUACAAACGUAUCGCAUGAACACCUUGCUCGUCUUUUGCGCUACCUGGCUACCCGUCACGUGUUUAGGGAGGUGGCGCCGGAUGUAUUCUCCAAUAACCGCGUCUCUUCCGUGCUGGUUAAGAAAAACUCGAUCGAAGCCAUCAAGGCUGACCCGCUCUCAAUGUACGACGAGUCGAUGCCGGCAGCUAUCCUGGGUCACAUGUCCGAGGAGUGCAUGAGAGGUGCAGUCGAGCUGGCGUCGUGGGUGCAGGAUCCGAGCAAGCACGCGACCCCUUUCAACGCCGGUGUCGGUACCGACUUGGACGUGUUCCAGUGGUUCGAGACUCAGCCUUUGCGUGCCCGCCGCUUCCAUAGGAACAUAGGCGCUGCGGCCGAUUUGAUGUGGCCUCAUAGCGUCUUUCUCGACGGGUACGACUGGAACGAACUACAAAAGGAUGAUGUGGUGGUCGACGUCGGAGGAGGCGUUGGCAGCGUCUCGCUUACCGUGCUCGAGAAGCACCCGGACCUCCGUUUCGUCGUGCAGGAUCUGCCGAAGGUCAUCGAGAAGGAUGCACCCGACUAUUGGGCGGAUCACAUGCCUUCCGCCAUUGGCGAGGGCCGCGUCAAGCUGCAGACGAUCGACUUCUUCAAGUCUCAGCCGGUCAAGGGGGCUGCGGUCUACAUGAUGCGCGCCGUUCUGCACGAUUGGCCGUCAGAUAAAUGCCGAAAGAUUUUGAGCGUCAUACGCGAGUCCGCCGCGCCGUCAUCGAAGCUGGUCGUGUUCGACAUGAUGACGCCGUACGCUUGCGAGUACAACGGUCCGUUCGCGGAGGUCAUCAGCCCGUUUAAGCCCCCUGCCCCGCUUCUGGCGAACCUGGGCAUGGGCAUGGGCGCUGCUAUUACCUUCGUGGACAUACAGAUGAUGAAUUUAUUCGAUGGCCAAGAGAGAACCGUCGGGCAGUUUGUCGAGCUCGGCGAGGCCACGGGCUGGAAGCUCGACAAAGUCACGCCAGGUGCGAUGGCGACACUGGUCUUCACCACGGUGUAG
This is a messenger RNA of Peniophora sp. CBMAI 1063, 1830 nucleotides long. Lineage: Eukaryota; Fungi; Basidiomycota; Agaricomycetes; Russulales; Peniophoraceae. The record is from the annotation of a GenBank genome assembly.